Nerophis ophidion (straightnose pipefish) is the source of this 5107-nucleotide messenger RNA. RefSeq names its product F-box and leucine-rich repeat protein 4 (gene fbxl4). The transcript is spliced from 9 exons. Gene Ontology annotation, biological process: SCF-dependent proteasomal ubiquitin-dependent protein catabolic process. Gene Ontology annotation, cellular component: SCF ubiquitin ligase complex. NCBI's taxonomy places the organism in Eukaryota, Metazoa, Chordata, Actinopteri, Syngnathiformes, Syngnathidae. Bases 536 to 2368 code for a protein of 610 amino acids. Gene Ontology annotation, molecular function: protein binding. The record is from RefSeq and is a predicted model, not a curated record.
CUGCCUAAACCGGAAGUUGAUCAAUUGCUUUGCGGAAAUAUUGCAGCUUUCCAAAGCUAAUUUGUAGCGUUCUGCUUUAAACGGGGCGCUACUUGAUUUAUUUUCCUCCGACACAAAACUACAUGACAUCAUAUUGCAGUCUUUAUGGAAACACGCCAUGUCGUGUUGUCGCAAUUACGGACAUGUCAUUUUGACAGCGUUGCAUAUCUUCCAUAUGUUUUAAAACGAGGCGUUUCUCCGUGCGUUUUGGUCUAAAACGUAUCAAAUAUGUUUUUUAUUUAAACGUAUUAAGUCGCACACAAUGCAAUGUUAUUUUCAGUUGCUGCGGGUUUGGAUGUAACGUCAACUUUGACGGAGGUUUAGGGAGUCCCAAGUAAAUGGAAGGCAUCAAAAGGUCAUGCAUGCAGCCGGGCCUCUAACCUGCACUUUUUAGACCCCAGCUCUGCAGCCUGUGUGCUCCCAAUAGUUGGAGAUUCUUCUCCCUUCUCCCUCCAUUUAUUUCCCCACUGCACUCCCAACAAGCCCGGGGUUCCCUAUGUUCACUCUGUUGAGCAUGUUUUACUACAUCUGUCUGCGGCGACGCUCCAGGAGUGGGACUCGCGGCGAGGCGCUGACCAGUCGACGAGCUGUGGAGUCUGGCCAACGGGCGAUAUUGCCAGUCAGCGUGGAGGUGGAGCAGUAUGUCAAGGAGGUUUUGGACUUCAGCUCUCAUUACGGCAGCGAAAACAGCAUGUCAUACACGAUGUGGAACCUGGCCGGUGUGCCCAAUGUAUAUCCCAGCUCUGGGGACUUUACACAGACUGCUGUGUUCAGGGCUUAUGGAACAUGGUGGGAACAAUGUGCCAGUGCUCCACCACGUUUACGACGCACCCCUAAAAACUUCUACAGCCAGGAUUAUAUCGAGCUAAGCUUUGAAGAGCCAGUUUACCCGACAGCGGUGGAGGUCCUUGAGACUUAUUACCCUGGGGCCGUCGUCCAGAUUCUGGCCUGCUCACAUAACCCCUUCUCCCAGAAUCCACCAACGGAUGUCAGGUGGGAGGUAUUGUGGUCAGGCGAGCCUACCAAGGUACUGACACCUCAGGCACGGCAGUUUUCACCGAACAUCAAACACAUCAGUUUCCCUACCAACCUGCUGCGCCUGGAGGUCAACAGCUCUCUGCUUGAUUACUACACCGAGCUGGACGCUGUCGUCUUACGUGGUGUGAAAGAGAGACCCAUGCUGGCACUCUACAAGAUGCCUGUCAUCAACAUCAUUGACCUCAGCGAUGGCGAAGAGGACCUGUCUGAUGUGGGAGGUCCAUUUAGACAAUAUGGAAACAGCAAGAUGGGCAAUGGCUUCUUUGACAAACUGCCAUACGAGCUCAUUCAGUUGAUUCUGAGCCACCUCACCUUGCCAGACCUCUGCCGUCUGGCCCAGAGCUGUAAGCUGCUGCACCAGCACUGUUGUGACCCGCUGCAGUACACCCAGCUGAGUCUGCAGCCCUAUUGGGCCAGGCUGAAUGACACCUCCUUGGGACACCUGCAGAGUCGCUGCACACGCCUCCAGAGGCUCAACCUUUCCUGGACCGGCAACCGGGGAGCUCUCACCCUGAAUAGCUUCAGCAGUUUCAUGAAGGUGUGUGGGCUCAGCCUGGUGUCCCUGGAACUGUCUUGCUGCCACUUCCUGACAGAGGCUUGUUUGGAGGUCAUCGCCCAGACUUGUCCGGGGCUACAGGAGCUUAAUCUGGCCUCCUGCGACCGCCUCCACCCGCAAGCCUUCACACACAUUUCCAAACUGACACGCCUCCGCCGGCUGGUGCUUUACCGCACCAAGAUUGAGCAAACAGCUAUUCUUAGCAUCCUAACUUUCUGCAUUGAAUUGAAACACCUCAACCUCGGGAGCUGUGUGAGGAUUGAAGAUUACGACAUUUUAGCAAGCAUGCUGGCCGCUCGCUGCCGCUCACUCUGUUCACUUGAUCUGUGGCGAUGCAGAAACCUGACCGAUCGAGGCCUCAAUGAGCUCGUCUCUGGCUGCAGAAUGUUAGAAGAGCUGGACCUGGGCUGGUGUCCCACACUGCAGAGCAGCACCGGAUGUUUCCAGCACCUUGCCCGCAGCCUUCCACGCCUACGCAAACUCUUCCUGACUGCCAACCGCUCAGUCUGUGACUCAGACAUAGAGGAGUUUGCCACCAGCUGCCCUUUGCUACAGCAUCUUGAUAUACUGGGCACAAGGCUGGUGGGCGCUGCCUCCCUGAAGAAACUCCUCCAGUCCUGUCCACGGCUUCUCCUGCUGGAUGUUUCCUUCUGCUCCCAGAUAGACACUCGGGUCAUGCAAGAACUCUCCGGCCUCUUCCCCAAUGUCGCCAUCAAGAGGAGUUUCACACACUGACCCCAGCUGGGUCUUUAGUUCUGGCUGCGGGGAGGAAGACCGAGGCACAGCAGACGAUGGAAAGACAAUUCUUUACCCCAAGAUCUGCUAUUAGGGCUCAAUAAUGAGUCCCGGGUGAGAAAGUCAUCUGGAUUGGCAAGGAAACCGACGACAGACUCGCAUCCGGUGAGUUACAAAAUGUGAGACUUAAUUUAUGAUUUUUGGACUCUUUGAAACCAGGGCUAUUGCAGUGAAGCAACUGCACGACUUAUUGAAAGACCAUGGCUGGGGAAUAUGAGUUAUUUAUGGAAAUAUGCUUUACUGAUAGCACAUCAAAGUACAAAAAAAAAAAGAGCAACACGGUAUGGUUUUUUAGCAAGGAUCAGGUGCCUUUAGGCUCUUAUUACCAAGUACGGUCAUCAAACAUGCACUUAAUAUUUUGCCCGCUGGCCAUUUUGUUUUACUGGUGCUGUCAUGUCCUCCUGUAAGCCAGCGUCCUCUGCAUUGGACAUUUCAGAUUGACAUAAUCAGGCUUUUCCCCCCCUGAACUCUAAAAAAAAGAAAUAAACCAAAAACAAAUGUCCACUGCAGUGGACACUGGUUCUCAGGAGGAUAACCGUCAAACUCAUUUUGAGUCAACUCAAGCACCAUUUUAGUAUUACUUUCAUUGUUUGCAAUAUGGGCUUCACGGUGGAUGAGGGGUUAGUGCGUCUGCCUCACAAUACAAAGGUCCUGAGUAGUCAGGGUUCAACCCCGGGCUCUGGAUCUUUCUGUGUGGAGUUUGCAUGUCCUCCCCGUGACUGCGUGGGCUUCCUCCCACCGCCAAAGACAUGCACCUGGGGAUAGGUUGAUUGGCAACACUAAAUUGGCCCUAGUGUGUGAAUGUGAGUGUGAAUGUUGUCUGUCUAUCUGUGUUGGCCCUGCGAUGAGGUGGCGACUUGUCCAGGGUGUACCCUGCCUUCCGCCCGAUUGUAGCUGAGAUAGGCACCAGCGACCCCUAAGGGAGAAACAGGUGGAAAAUGGAUGUUUGCAAUAUUAUUAUUAAACAUGUCAACAUUUCACCAGGGCUUCACGGUGGCAGAGGGGUUAGUGCGUCUGCCUCACAAUACGAAGGUCCUGCAGUCCUGGGUUCAAAUCCAGGCUCGGGAUCUUUCUGUGUGGAGUUUGCAUGUUCUCCCCGUGAAUGCGUGGGUUCCCUCCGGGUACUCCGGCUUCCUCCCACUUCCAAAGACAUGCACCUGGGGAUUAUCGGCAACACUAAAUUGGCCCUAGUGUGUGAAUGUGAGUGUGAAUGUUGUCUGUCUAUCUGUGUUGGCCCUGCGAUGAGGUGGCGACUUGUCCAGGGUGUACCCCGCCUUCCGCCCGAUUGUAGCUGAGAUAGGCGCCAGCACCCCCCCGCGACCCCGAAAGGGAAUAAGCGGUAGAAAAUGGAUGGAUGGAUGGACAUUUCACCAGUUACAUAGUAAUAUCCAAAAUAAUCCAGCCAAUGCAAAGUUGCUCAUUCAUUUCUAAAAAUUAGUCAUGCCUGAAAGCAAAGACUUGGUCUUACCGGUGAAUCCUGUCUCCAAUAAAUGGCCAAUAAAUGCACCGCUACAGCAGUGACACAUUUGGAAUAUUUUAUACUUUAACCAAAUUAUUUGUUUUCACAAAAUGAACACCAAGGCAUCAGUAGUUGCACCUUAUUGCGACUGUCAAUAUGGUCGACAUCUUCAACGCAUUCACCCGCUCAUCGGAAGUACGCCAACAAUCAAGCAGUCAAACUUCACACGUACAGUUUCAGUCGGACGUUUACAUCCAGUCAUGAUCUAAAUAUAUUAAACUGGCACAACAGGUUACUUACCAAAUAAACAGGAUGUUUGUGUGCCUUCUAUUCUUGCUUGAAGUGUGUGAGACAUCUUGUGUUUGAUGGUAGACGUGCGCUCCUCAACCAAAGUGAUGUGAAGAUGUUAUUUGUCACAAGCGCACUUGACUGGUUUAAAUGCCACAUACUGUCUAGCUGUGCCAAAUGUUACGCAGAAAUAUGUUGUGUGCUUUUUAUUUUGAUGUAAAUACUGUAUAUCCAUUAUUAUCUGCUGCAAGACUUAAUUUGGGGGAAAUACAGGACUUGUUAAAAAAAAAAAAAAAAAAAAUGCCCCAAAGAAUGACUACCUACACUUCUGUCCCCAGAUUGUCUUUUUGUUGCUUUGCAAUAAUCCUUUGUAAUUACAGGUUUUAUGGAAAACCACUACAUGGACUGGGUCUUUUCAAGUCCAUGCAUUAUUUGUUUGUUUGUUUCCAGCGUCUUAGACUGAGAGAAUGUUCAUCAAGUUCACACAAGCCAGCAACACAUCUGCUGUAUCUAUUUAUGUUUGAUGUACAAUGUUGCUGCGGCAUAAGGAAAAUCCAUAAAACUAUGAUUAAUGUGGAUUCAAGCUACGCUGUUCUAUUUAUAUUGAACACUGUUCUACUGAUUUACUCAAAUGUUAUGCGGAAAACCUGAGUUGAACAAUACAAAUUUAAUCAAAUUUUUUGUUUAAAAAAAUGGUCCACAUGUUUUCUUUUGACAUGUUAUUUUGGGGUCCACAUUGUGAACCCCUGAUAUAAUUUGACCUCUGCAUUUCGUCAAUGACAACCCCUUCUCCCAUCCAGGAUGUCAUUUUGUUUUGUCGUUAGUGGAGUGUGUUCGUUGAAGCCACCAUUGCGUGAGAAGAUUGUGCCUCUGCGUCCAUGAAACUGGGUGCUUCUCUUUAACCACAUUUGAAAUAAAAUCCUUGUGUGUGA